This is a messenger RNA of Schistosoma margrebowiei, 270 nucleotides long. NCBI's taxonomy places the organism in Eukaryota, Metazoa, Platyhelminthes, Trematoda, Strigeidida, Schistosomatidae. The record is from the annotation of a GenBank genome assembly.
AUGGAAAAUCGUCGUGCAUUAAUGAAAUCUACUGAUAUGCAAGGACCAUUACAGAAAAUUGUUGUAGACACAUGUGUAGUAGCUACGGAACAGUAUGAUGAAGAAAGAGAUAUUGCAGCUUAUGUGAAGAAACAUAUGGAUAAAUAUGAUGGUGGUGUUUGGCAUUGUGUGUUAGGCAAGGAUUUCGGAUGUUAUGUAUCACAUUUGGAUGGAUACUUCAGUUACUUUCAAUUCCAAGGGAAAUCAAUGAUUGUCUAUCGAACACAAUAA